AUGUCAGCUUCGAUCACAGCCGCAGAGUUGGAGACUCUCUCCCAGAAGGCCAUUGCAGCCAAAGACCGUGCCUACUGUGUGUACUCGAAGUUCCGUGUCGGUGCAUGUCUUCUCACCGAGAGCGGGGAGUUCAUCACCGGCGUAAACGUCGAGAACGUCAGCUACCCCGUCGGCGUAUGCGCUGAGCGAUGCGCGAUGGGGACGGCAGUGGCGGCGGGCCAUACUCGAUUCAAGGCCAUCGCUGUGGCUACGGAUAUCACUCCCGGAGCUUCGCCGUGUGGUAUGUGUCGGCAGUUUAUGCGCCAAUUCUGUGCCUUAGAUUUCCCUAUCUACAUGUAUGAUGGACAGGGGAAGUAUACGAUGCGGACGAUGGGAGAGCUGCUUCCUGCCUCCUUCAGCCCGGCGGAUCUGCCGCCGCCCGAUAGCUAG
This is a messenger RNA of Arthroderma uncinatum, 429 nucleotides long. RefSeq names its product cytidine deaminase. Lineage: Eukaryota; Fungi; Ascomycota; Eurotiomycetes; Onygenales; Arthrodermataceae. The transcript is spliced from 5 exons. Bases 1 to 429 code for a protein of 142 amino acids. Gene Ontology annotation, cellular component: cytosol. Gene Ontology annotation, molecular function: zinc ion binding; cytidine deaminase activity. The record is from RefSeq and is a predicted model, not a curated record.